Molecule: messenger RNA, 1605 nt
Organism: Symbiodinium necroappetens
Lineage: Eukaryota; Dinophyceae; Suessiales; Symbiodiniaceae
Source: the annotation of a GenBank genome assembly
AUGCCUGCUAUGCCUGCCAUGCCUGCCAUGUGGCGGCUUCUGGGAGCAUGCCUGGCAGUUCAGCAGGCCUGGCAGGCUGCGGCCACUGAGGCCACUGAGGCAGCGGAGACUUGUGCUACGGGCCACUGUGAGCCCAAAGAGGGGGCGAGCUCGAGCUCUGGCUCGGGCCGGCAACACUGGUGGCCUUAUCAGAAGGGCACUCCGGGUCGAACGGGCUAUUCGCCAUAUGCCAUGCCCGACAUUACCAAAGGCCCUGCCUGGACGCAAGAGGCACCUCAUGGCGACGUUGUUCGGUCCACUCCGCUCAUUGACGAUCAGAAGAACAUCUAUGUAACGACUGUUGCGGGCAGAACCUACAAGCUCAGCGGCAUGGAUGGCAAGCCCCUCUGGAGUCAUUACACAGGUAGCCGGGGAAGUGUUCCAGGAGUGCCCUCCCUGUGGGACUCGGUGAUGCUAAUGCUCACGAAGAACGGCUUUCUGAUUGCACUGGACUUGGACACCGGUGUAGAAAGAUGGGAGAAACAGAUAGUAACACAAGUGGCUGCAUCUUGCGAUUGUGGGCUCCUGACCCAGGGGAUUCUAGUCGUUGCGGUGAUGGACCCAGAGCCUUUGAAGCUUUGGACCGAUCCGAAUACAUUUCGCUGGAACAAUCGCAUUCUGGGAUUGAGUCUGGACGAUGGAUCUUUUCGUUGGAGCUUCGCCCCAAAGCAACCAACCUACAACUUCCAGGGAUCCACGAUACAUGAUGGCACCUUUGUGUUUCAGGACGUGACCGGUGGCGUCUAUCGGAUGUCUACGGAGGGCCGCUUGAUCUGGCACGCUGCGACACCUGACAGAGUAUCUGGCACAACUGCAGCCGCUGUGAUCCACGAUGGUCGCGUUUUCGCUGUCAGCAACCUUGGUGGUGGGCCUCAGCUGUAUGGAACAGAGGGCAAAGGGCUUCUUCAUGUUUAUGGCUACGAAGACGGUACAUUUCUUUGGUCGCAGGAUCUCCCCUACGAAGGCAACCAAGCUGUUGCGGUGGGCGAUCUGGUUGGAAGCAAGAGCAGGGCUUCUCUGGUUCUCGGUAUGGGCAAGAACCCUUGGCUGCCUGUGUACGCGAACUGGGGCAUGGUGUUGAUUCCGAUUAUCGGCUUCAAGGCGGCCAAGAUGUUUCUCCUUCCCUUCCACUGGUUGAGCCUUUCUUACCCGUCUCUCUUCGCAAAGAAGCAGGGUCGUUCGAUCGUGGCCUUGGAUGCUGCCACGGGCAAUGUCCUCUGGUACCAUGAAAUGGAGCCCUACCAGCGCCCUGCCGCGAUGGGCGAUUCUGAGCUGUUGAUUGAGCGCUACGAUAGUAUAGCGCAUGGAACUAACCCCAACAACGAUCCAUGGUGUCUCCCCGACGCCAAUGCGCAGCCCGUCAUUGACGGAGCAGGCACCGCUCUCGUCCCUUUUCAAGAUGGGAAGAUUUAUGCAAUAAGAGACGAAAAUGGGGAUGGCAAGAUCUCCCCGGAGGAGGUCAAGGAGCACCUGGUGGGCGCGGCUUUCCAGGCCUCCCCUGCCCUGGCACCGGGACUCCUUGCCGUCGUCGACUGCAGCGGCCGCCUUGAGGUUUUCCGAGACUGA